UGUUUUAUGUUUGUGCUGGAUGCCACCCCCUACGGCAGUGGUUUGCCGGAAAAUGGUGAGUGACGACGAAUCUCCGGCGAAAUCCAUGGAGGCUCGGCGGCGGCGGAUGGUGAUGCGGCGAUCCUCUGCCAUCGAAUGUCCCACCGAGCAAUCAUUAUUACCGAAGAAUAACGAGAAUAAUCCUCCAAAGCGACGGGAGAAGAGGCGGGACAACUCCCAACGCCUCGACGAUGGCAAGCGGAAUCGGGAGUGUUCUCCAUCGUCGUCAUCCUCCUCUUCGUCCUCGUCCUCGUCCUCAUCGAAAUCUUCGUCGAGCGAAGAAGCAGAAGUUACCAAAGCGAUGCCAUCGACCACCACGGGGAAGUUUCUAGCAGACGAUCUAGUGCCGGUUUUCGGUUCGAUAUCGGUUUCAGGACGAUGCCGCGAAAUGGAAGACGCCAUAUCCGUACAACCGGACUUUUGCCGACCUGAAAUAUCUGGCCGCCGACCGCUUCAUUUCUUCGCUGUAUACGACGGACAUGGCGGCUCUCACGUGGCGAUACUCUGUCAAGAAAUGAUGCAUGUGUUCUUGGAAGAGGAGUUGAUGCGGGUCGCGUCAAACUCCGGUGAGCGCAGCAGCUCGGCGGCACAAAAACAAGCUGUGGAGGAAGUAUCGCAGGAGGAGAGGUGGAAGACGGUGAUGGGGAGGUGCUUCGAGCGGAUGGACGAGGUGGCGCUGAGCUCAUGUGCAUGCGGGGGCAUAACCUCCCCAUGUAGGUGCGACCAGGCCGGGGUGACAUCCGAGAUUGUGGGCUCCACCGCCGUUGUCGCUCUUCUCACCACCGAUACCAUCCUCGUCGCCAACUGCGGCGACUCUCGCGCUGUUCUCAGCCGCGGCGGAAGGGCUAUCCCUCUCUCUACCGAUCACAAGCCAGACAGGCCUGAUGAACUAGCAAGAAUUGAAGCAGCUGGUGGCCGUGUUAUCUACCUAAGUGGAGCUCGAGUGCUUGGAAUCCUUGCCAUGUCCCGUGCUCUCGGUGACAAGUAUCUAAAACCGAUAGUAAUCUCAGAACCAGAGUUAACAAUCACAGAAAGGACCCCUGAAGAUGAGUGCUUGAUCCUUGCAAGUGAUGGCUUGUGGGAUGUCCUCUCAAAUGAUUUGGCUUGUGAAGUUGCUCGCAAGUGCCUCCACGAGGAAGGUUCCUCCUCUACUGCAGCCAGAAUCCUCAAUGCAGAAUCUCCGGAUGAAGAUACUGGGACAGAACAAAUGAACCAAUCGAGAUGCUCUCUUGCAGCUGCGUUACUUACUCGCCUUGCGCUGGGACGGAAGAGCUCAGAUAACAUUAGCGUCAUUGUCAUUGAUUUAAAAAGAGGUUGAGAUGGAACGAAUUGGAGAGGUUCACUACCCAGUUCCAACUUUGA
Molecule: messenger RNA, 1401 nt
Organism: Telopea speciosissima
Lineage: Eukaryota; Viridiplantae; Streptophyta; Magnoliopsida; Proteales; Proteaceae
Product: probable protein phosphatase 2C 75
Exons: 4
Coding region: 20-1357 (445 amino acids)
Biological process (GO): protein dephosphorylation
Cellular component (GO): nucleus; cytosol
Molecular function (GO): protein serine/threonine phosphatase activity; cation binding
Source: RefSeq, a predicted model, not a curated record